This is a messenger RNA of Spirodela intermedia, 183 nucleotides long. NCBI's taxonomy places the organism in Eukaryota, Viridiplantae, Streptophyta, Magnoliopsida, Alismatales, Araceae. The record is from the annotation of a GenBank genome assembly.
AUGAGGAUCUCGAUAGCAAUGCUGACCCGCCUUUUCUCCCCACCGCUGAUGCCGCGCAAGUGCCAGUUCCCGAUCACCGUGUCGGCACAGUCCUGGAGACCCAUCUCGUUGAUAGUGCUAUCAACCAGAUCUCUCUUAUCCUUCCACGGCAUGUUGUCCGGCAGCCGGAGCCCGGCUGAGUAG